AUGACGUCCGACGCGGCCGUCUUCCCGCCGCUCGAGCACGCGGCCUACCCGGCCGCGUUCCGGCCCGCGGCGAAGGCGCUCUGCGGCCGCCUCUGCGCCAUCUACGCGCACAUGUACCACCGGCACUUCGCGAACUUCGUGGAGACGCACAGCCACGUCGCCGUGAACGCGUUCUUCAAGCGCUUCGUCGUCUUCUCGCUCCGCCACGACCUCAUCGGGCCGGCGGACCUCGAGCCCGUCGCCGAGCUCGUGCAGAACCUGCUCCGGACGCACAAGAAGCCGCCGCCGCCGCCCUCGACGCCGCCGCGGCGCUCCGCGUCGCUCCCGCCGCGCGUCGCGGGCGUGCAGACGACGUGA
Aureococcus anophagefferens is the source of this 357-nucleotide messenger RNA. RefSeq lists its product as hypothetical. Bases 1 to 357 code for a protein of 118 amino acids. Lineage: Eukaryota; Pelagophyceae; Pelagomonadales; Pelagomonadaceae. Gene Ontology annotation, biological process: positive regulation of protein phosphorylation; signal transduction. The transcript has a single exon. Gene Ontology annotation, cellular component: nucleus; cytoplasm. Gene Ontology annotation, molecular function: protein kinase activator activity. The record is from RefSeq and is a predicted model, not a curated record.